This is a messenger RNA of Vigna unguiculata (cowpea), 2109 nucleotides long. RefSeq lists its product as uncharacterized. NCBI's taxonomy places the organism in Eukaryota, Viridiplantae, Streptophyta, Magnoliopsida, Fabales, Fabaceae. The record is from RefSeq and is a predicted model, not a curated record. Gene Ontology annotation, molecular function: protein dimerization activity.
AUGAGUAUACCUAGUCAUGCCAUCGAAAAAGAAGAUGAAACGAAACCUUUGUGGAGAUAUGUUACAAAGUUAAGAAAAACUUCUGGUGGUGGAAAUAAUAUGAUUAAAUGCAGUUUGUGUGAUUUAUCAUUCAAUGGAUCUUACACUCGAGUAAGAUCUCAUUUGCUAAAAAUUACGGGAGCAGGAGUUAGAAUUUGUCUAAACGUGACUACAUCAAAACUUGUUGAGUUUAGAAGAUUAGACAAUGAAGCAGCAUUGAAAAUAGAAAAUUCAAAGAAGAAAAAGGUCUCUCUACCAUCUGUAUCUAAUGAAGGAAAGCAGACGAAUAGCGGUGUUAAUCCAAAACACAAAGGUCCUUUAGAAGCUUCUUUCAAUAUCCAAGCUAGAGAUACUCUUGAUUAUGAAAUUGCAAGGAUGUUUUAUUCUGCAGGACUACCAUUUCAUCUAGCAAAAAAUCCUCACUUCAGGAGCGCAUUUUCUUAUGCUGCCAGUACUUCUAAUCUCAGUGGAUAUGUACCACCAACAUAUAAUAAAUUGAGAGGUCCUUUACUUGCAAAAGAAAGAAGUCACGUAGAAAAUCUUCUACAACCCAUAAGAGAUUCAUGGAAUGAUAAAGGUGUGACAAUUGUUUGUGAUGGGUGGACUGAUCCUCAAAGAAGACCACUUAUAAAUUUUAUGGUUGUCAAUGAGAGUGGUCCAAUGUUUUUAAAGUCAAUAGAUGGAUCUGGUGAGAUAAAGGACAAAGAUUUUAUUGCUAAACACAUGAGAGAUGUAAUUAUGGAGGUUGGAUCAAAAAAUGUGGUACAAAUUAUAACUGAUAAUGCAGCUGUAUGUAAGGCAGCAGGUAUGCUUAUAGAAGCAGUAUUUCCUUCAAUCUACUGGACUCCUUGUGUAGUGCAUACAUUGAAUCUUGCAUUGAAAAAUAUUUGUGCAGCAAAAAAUUGUGAAAGAAAUAGUGAUACUUAUAAAGAAUGUUUUUGGAUCACACAAAUUGCUGAUGAUGCUACAUUUAUCAAAAACUUUAUUGUGGGGCACUCUAUGAGAUUGUCAAUGUUCAAUACCUUCAACUCAUUCAGGUUGCUUUCUGUUGCUUCUACAAGAUUUGCUUCAACCAUUAUCAUGCUCAAAAGGUUUCAACGUUUGAAGAAAGGACUUCAAGAGAUGGUUAUUAGUGAUGAUUGGUCUUCUUAUAAAGAGGACAAUGUGGACAGUGCACAAUUUGUGAAAGAAACUUUAUUGAAUGAUAAUUGGUGGAUGAAGGUUGACUACAUACUUGCUUUUACUGCUCCUAUUUAUGAUGUUCUCAGAAAAACAGAUACAGAUAUGGCUACUCUUCACUUGGUAUAUGAAAUGUGGGACUCAAUGAUUGAAAAUGUUAGAAAGAUCAUAUACCAACAUGAAAGGAAGACAGAAGUUGAACAUUCAUCCUUUUUUGAGGUGGUAAAUUCAAUAUUGAUUGAUCGUUGGACUAAAAGUAGCACAUCUCUUCAUUGCCUUGCUCAUUCUUUAAAUCCAAGAUAUUACAGUCCUGAAUGGUUAAAUGAAGACCCACAAAGACGUGCCCCACAUAAAGAUUUUGAACUUACUCAAGAAAGGAAAAAAUAUUUUAAGAGAUACUUUGAUGACGCUGAUGUGAGGAGAGAAGUGAAUAUAGAGUUCGCAAACUUUUCAGGUAAAUUGGGAGAUUUUGCAGAUGAGGACUCUUUAAGGGAUAGAGGCAAAAUGGAUGCAAAGUCAUGGUGGAUUAUUCAUGGAUCGCAUGCACCAAUACUUCAAAAUAUAGCUCUUAAGCUACUUGGACAACCAUGCUCUUCUUCUUGCUGUGAAAGAAAUUGGAGCACCUACUCUUUUAUACAUUCUUUAAAAAGAAAUAAGAUGACACCUAAAAGGGCGGAAGAUUUAGUAUUUGUCCACAGUAAUCUUCGUCUUCUUUCAAGAAACUCUUCAAAAUACAAGGAAAAGGAAACUAGCCUGUGGGAUAUUGCUGGAGAUGAUUUUUCAAUGGAUGAUAACGAAAUUCUUGAUAUUGCUAGCCUAUCUCUCGAUGAACCAGAAUUAGAAGUUGUAUUUUUGAUGAAGAUUAACAUAUAUAAGCCUCAAACAUUAUGA